AUGUCCGUCACUGUCACAAGUUUCUUGGAUAAUCCCCUGCUCAAGGUGAGUCGUCCAGUCGCCGCAUGCUCAAGAUGCCGGACCGCCAAGAUCAAAUGUGAUGGCAAGCUCCCCGCGUGUUCGGCUUGUGAAAGGGUCGGCAAGGCCAGCUCCUGCUCUGGCGCGAGCGAUGAAUUUGCCAAAGGGAAAGAGAGGAGUUAUGUCGCGUCAUUAGAGGGAUACUGCGAGAAACUCGAGAAAAAGAUCAGUCAGUUACGCGACCGGUCAACUACCCUGUCUGCGGAGGGAGAUGGAGUCGCCCGGGAGAUGUCAAUCACCUCAAUCUCAGCCGAAGGUCCAUUGGGCCCUGCCCACCGCAGGGAGGUGUCGGAUAUUGAUGAUUUAGUUGGCGAUUUUGGUUUCUUGUCGGUCAAUGCCACUUCGCGAGACUUCCACGGCAUCACCUCGAGCACUUCCUUCGCCAACCUCCUUCUCUCAGUCGCCCUAGCCGAUUCCUCCCCGCCUUCUCCUUCAUAUUCAUUGCCUGCGCGCCAUGAAGCCACCCCGUUGCUACAAUACUACUUCGAUAAUGUCUUUGUCCAGCUGCCGUUCUUUGUUGAAACGAGCUUCUGGACGUCGGUAGAUGCUGUGUACCAGUCCGGCGGCCGGUUCGCCAAACCUUUCGACCAUUGGAUGCUGCGCAUGGUUCUCGCCAUCGCCUCCGCAUCAGUGUCAUACCAUAACAAUGAUAAAAGCCACCAAAGGGCAUGGGCCCUUGUGUCAGAGGCCCUGACAUACGCCGAGGAAGUCCUUCGUCCCGGAUCAAUUGCUGGGAUCCAAGCGAUCCUAUUCCUUGCUCAAUAUUCUCUGGUCGACCCAGCACGCUUCCGGUGUUGGCAUCUGGUCGGAAUGGCUGUCAAGGUUGCGAUCGAUCUAGGAUUGCAUCAGGAUCCCCCUGCUGAGGUUACGACCAAUGCCGAUCGACUAGAUAUUCGCCGGCGUGUGUUCCAUUGCAUCUAUUGUCUAGACAGAGGACUGAGUACUACUAUGCGGAGAACGUUCUCGUUCUCCGAUGCAUCUGUGAAUGUUGCAUUGCCAUCGACCACCACAUCAUCAGGAUUCCCAAUAGAACAGGGCCACAUCUUCCUACGCAGUCCAGCACCUGCUUUACAUAUCGUUAAGAUCCGACAGAUCCUAUCUGCGGGCUAUCAAGAAAUGCAUUAUAAUGGGCGCGAUCCAUCUCCACAGCCACUGGUCCUCGUUUGGACAUUAUGCUGGCGAGCACGGGACUGGUUCGAUCAAUGCCCCAAGAAUACCCCCAACCACUUCUCCCUCUUAUACCGACUCGAAUUAUUAUAUACUAUCAUUAUUCUGCUAUCUCCUUCGCAUCGGAACCCAACACUUCACGGAUACAACAAGGCUCUCCUUUUCGACCGAUGCAUGGACUACAUCAGCCAAAUCCACCAGGUCCUGGAAAAUCCCAGUGCGCUGCCUUUCCUGACCUACCUGGAUAUCCAGCGCGUUCACCAAGUGGGUCGAUUAUUUGUCAAUGUUCUGUCCGACAGUUACGACCAACUCAUCAGCGCGACCGUUCCAGCACCCCCGUCCGUCCCCGCUGGAACCCCCGACCCGCCAGUACUUGCUGCACAGGAUUUGUUCAAUUGCCGUGCUCGUGCCAUUCGUUGUCUCUCCUACAUCCGUGACUUACUCAAAUUCUGUGCCAGGAAGUGGGACCUGCACGCACAUCUCGAACAAUUCGAGAUUGAGUCUGCAUCGGUCGAGAAAACUCUGAUGGAUGGCUCGGUAGGAUAUUUGUUGAACCAAGGGAUGUAUGCUCAAGACCCGUUAUCGGGGCUGCCGCUGGCCGGCGAUGCAUACUCGGGAUACCAUAUUGGGCUGUGA
Messenger RNA from Penicillium paradoxum, 1881 nucleotides. Its product is annotated as Zn(II)2Cys6 transcription factor. Gene Ontology annotation, molecular function: DNA-binding transcription factor activity, RNA polymerase II-specific; sequence-specific DNA binding; zinc ion binding. The record is from RefSeq and is a predicted model, not a curated record. Lineage: Eukaryota; Fungi; Ascomycota; Eurotiomycetes; Eurotiales; Aspergillaceae. Gene Ontology annotation, biological process: positive regulation of transcription by RNA polymerase II; DNA-templated transcription. The transcript has 3 exons. Bases 1 to 1881 code for a protein of 626 amino acids.